Centruroides sculpturatus (bark scorpion) is the source of this 1137-nucleotide messenger RNA. RefSeq lists its product as uncharacterized. Bases 312 to 791 code for a protein of 159 amino acids. The record is from RefSeq and is a predicted model, not a curated record. Gene Ontology annotation, molecular function: oxidoreductase activity; metal ion binding. Lineage: Eukaryota; Metazoa; Arthropoda; Arachnida; Scorpiones; Buthidae. The transcript is spliced from 3 exons.
AAUAAUAAUAAAAACUGAAAUGUAUUUGUGAAGGCUUUUGCUUUGAAUUACUCUUUUACCUGGAAUUAUGAAUAUAAAUUUGUCUGUUUAAAAUUUAUCAUCUAGUUACGUGUUUCUAUUCAGUCCAGAUAUGCAGGGUUGUACUAUAGUUAAAUGGAUUAAAAACAAAAUAGGCUUUGAUGGCUAUAUACUGUAGGUAUAAAGUAUAUGUUGACAGCUAGGACUGUGUUCGUCUUAGGUUUGCAAGCAGAAAGAAAACUGUACAUAUAGAAUCAACAACACAGCCGCACAAGUCGCCUCUUCCCCAAUAUAUGGAACUAAGACCUGCAUUUGAUCGAGCCCAAGAUAAAAUAAGACAAUUAGAAUUACAAUUAGAAGAAUUUAAAAAAGAAAUGGCUGCUCAAGAAGAAUGGCAUAGUCAAAUGUAUUUGAAAAUGUAUAGGAAAGGACAAGAAGCAGCAAAAUUUGAACAUGCUGAUGAAGUACUUGAAUUUGCCCACACAGCACCAAAACGGGUCUCUGUUCCUGAAUUAUUACAACAGUUGCAUCAUACGGAACACGAAUUAGAAAGGACAAAACAACUGUAUAGAUGUGAACUCUACAAACAGGCAGCUAAAGGAAAUGGAGAUCGUCAUUCAGAAUACACAUUAAAAUUUUUGAAAGAUGCAAUGUAUUAUUUUCUAACAGAGAAAGAUAACAAAGGUCACUUGAAAGCAAUUGAAAGUAUUUUAGAUUUUACUGAUUCAGAAAGAUUAGCUGUAUCAAAAGCCUUGAAAGCAAAAAAUUUGUGAUAUAAUUUAAGUGAUAAAAAUACAUUCCAAAGGGGGAAAAAAUCUUCCAGUUAAGAAAAUCUUAUUUUUCUUAUUCACUUUUCAUAUUUGUGUGUUAAAUUGUUUGUUUAAUUCAAGAUGCUAAUUUAGGAACAAAUUUAUUAUUUUUAUAUAAUUUUAGUAGGUACAAAGAUAUUUUAGAUAUAUUAUUACUUAAAUAUUCUUUGUUUUUAAUAUAUAUAUAUAUACACAUAUACACUAUUGUUGUUUUUUGUUACUUUAUUGCAUUCCACUUCAGAAACUGCAUUAUUAAGUUCUGCUUUUAAAAAUUUAAUAAAAUGAUUAAUAAUCAGUAUUACUGAUCUAA